This is a messenger RNA of Daucus carota subsp. sativus, 2500 nucleotides long. RefSeq names its product mechanosensitive ion channel protein 6. Bases 66 to 2414 code for a protein of 782 amino acids. Lineage: Eukaryota; Viridiplantae; Streptophyta; Magnoliopsida; Apiales; Apiaceae. Gene Ontology annotation, cellular component: plasma membrane. The record is from RefSeq and is a predicted model, not a curated record. Gene Ontology annotation, biological process: monoatomic anion transport; transmembrane transport. The transcript has 5 exons. Gene Ontology annotation, molecular function: mechanosensitive monoatomic ion channel activity.
UGCUAUAAAGCUCCUUUACAACAAUAGAGUACAGAUACUCAAAAUCUUUAACAAUAACAAGGUGCAUGAUGUUUCAAGAAACUGGUCUCAUGACUGCACCCUCAAUUGAUGCUUCUUUUUACAAUCACUCCGUCGGUAAUGACACUGUCAUUAAUAUCAAUGAAAGUGAAAUCAUCUUAACCAAAAUGCAGCUGGACUCGAGCUAUGAUCCUCACUUUGUGACCGACUGCCCUGCUGCUCACCGCUCUUCAUGGUCUGAAAUUCCUACAAGUUCAGAUCUCUACGGUCAGAAAUCACCUGGCAAAGUUUCCUUUAUUGAGAAAUUGCGGAGGCGUGGCAGACACGGUGGCUCUGCUUUCAGCUCCAACAAGUCGUUUCCACGUGAAUCAGAACUCGUGAGCAUGAGGAGCAAGUCCAGGCUGAUUGAUCCACCGGAGCAGAAUGACAGUUUUAAGAGAAUCAUGAAGUCUGUUGAAUGUAUAGAGGAAGGAAGUGAUGUUCAUGAUGAUGAUCCUUAUGUGGAGGAAGAUUUUCCAGAGGAGUUUAAGAUGAUCAAGUUUAGUAAGUGGGCUGUCAUUCAGUUUUUUUGCAUGAUUUUCAUUAUUGCUGCUUUGGUUUGUAGCCGUUUUCUUAAUAUUUUUAACGAGAACAAGUUGCGAGGACUUGAAUUGUGGAGAUGGAGCUUACUGCUUUUGGCUUUGUUAUGUGGGAGGUUGGUUGCAGGUUGGGUCAUUCGGGUGGUGGUGUUUUUUGUUGAGCUUAAUUAUAUGCUGCGGAAACGUGUACUUUAUUUUGUUUAUGGCUUAAGGCAUGCUGUCAGGAAUUGUAUUUGGUUGGCUUUGAUUUUGAUUUCUUGGAGAUUCGUGUUGGUUGAUAGAGUUGAGAACUUGGUUCAUGGUAAGGCCUUAAAUUACGUGACUAAAGCUUGGGUUUGUUUGUUGGUGGGGACUUUGAUAUGGUUUGUAAAGACACUGUUUGUUAAGGUUCUAGCUUCAUCGUUUCAUGUCAGCACUUUCUUAGAUCGAAUUCAGGAUGCAUUGUUUGAUCAAUAUGUGAUCGAGACUCUCUCAGGGUCACCAUUAGUUGAGCAUCAUCUAGAGCCAGUAGAAGAGGAUCAGAUCAUGGCUGCGGUUCCUCAGUUGCAGAAUGCUGGGGCUACUGUACCUCCUGAUCUAAGGACAACUGUUUCUUCAACGAACACGAAACCAAAAAGGAUGGCUAAAACCCGAAAAAGCUUUCCCUCUUUUAAAAGCUCUAGAUUUUCGACAGUUGCAACUAAAGAGGAAAAAGAGGGGAUCACUAUAGGUCACUUGCACAGGUGGAAUCAAAAGAAUAUCUCAGCGUGGAACAUGAAGAGGCUGAUGAAUAUUGUCAAGAAAGGAACUCUGUCGACUUUAGAUGAGCAAACAGGGGAGGAUGAGAGCGCAGUACAGAUCAGGAGUGAAACUCAGGCUAAAUUUGCAGCCAAAAAGAUUUUCUGCAAUGUAGCUAAGCCAGGCUCAAAACACAUUUACCAGGAGGAUUUGAUGAAAUUCAUGAGAGACGAUGAGGCAUUGAAAGCAAUAACUCACUUCGAAGGGGCCAGUGGUUGGAAAGGAAUCAGCAAGAAAGAACUAAAGAAUUGGAUGGUAAAUACAUUCAGAGAGCGGAGAGCCUUGGUAUUGUCCCUGAAUGAUACGAAAAAAGCUGUAAACAAACUUCACCAGAUGUUAAACAUCUUUGUAGCACUUUUUAUAGGGGCUAUCUGGAUUCUUAUACUUAAAGUUGCCAGUAUCCAUUUUUUUGUCCUUCUGAGCUCCCAGUUACUUUUAGUUGUUUUUGUGUUUGGAAACACAUGCAAGACCAUGUUUGAAGGGAUCAUCUUUUUAUUUGUGAUGCACCCAUUUGAUAUUGGUGAUCGAUGUGAAGUUGACGAUGUUCAGUUGGUUGUUGAAGAGAUGAAUAUAUUAACGACAACAUUUCUGAGGUAUGAUAACCAAAAGAUCUGCUACCCGAACAGCUUGUUAUCUAACAAGCCCAUAAGUAAUUACUAUCGGAGUCCAGAUAUGGGAGAUGCCAUUGAUUUCUCUAUCCACAUUUCAACUCCUGUAGAAAAGAUUGCUUUGAUGAAGGAAAAGAUCACCAGCUAUAUCGAGAAGAAUAGUGAUCACUGGUAUCCAGCUCCAAUGAUCGUUCUUCGAGACAUUGAGGACAUGAACAGGCUGAAGAUAUCGUUAUGGCUUUCUCAUCGAAUCAAUUUUCAGGACAUGGGUAAAAGGUGGGCGAGGAGAGCACUUGUUCUUGAAGAGAUGAUCAAAACAUUUAAAGAGCUUGACAUUGAGUAUCGUAUGGUUCCUCUGGACAUGAAUGUGCGGAGCAUGCCAGCUAUGGCCUCGAACAGGCUUCCCUCAGUUUGGACCUCUCAUACUAACUGAUAAAAGACAAGAACCUGUUGAACAUUUGGCAUUCAGUGGCCUUAGCCUUUCGUACAUCUUUAUGCAUUCCACAUUUCCCGGUUGAA